Molecule: messenger RNA, 1086 nt
Organism: Oryza brachyantha (malo sina)
Lineage: Eukaryota; Viridiplantae; Streptophyta; Magnoliopsida; Poales; Poaceae
Exons: 2
Coding region: 37-423 (128 amino acids)
Biological process (GO): mRNA processing
Source: RefSeq, a predicted model, not a curated record
GGUCUGCUCGGUGCCGCUUCCCCACGCGAAUCUCCGAUGGCCGCCGCCGCCGCCGCGCCGCUCCGCAGGCUGCUCCUCCGCCUCGGGAAGCAGCCGCCGCUCCCCGUCCCGCUCCUCGCCCACCUCCCGUCGCAAGCCGCCGCACCGGCCGCGGCCCCCGCCGCGCCCCCUUGCCCAGGCACGAUCCCCACCCAAGCACCACCUUCGCCGAAUCUCCGUGAACUCCUCUCCUCCUUCCACCCCGGGCUCCAGAUAUUCCCAUCGCUUGAUCCGAGAGUGGGUCGGGGCUGUGAGGGCGUGGACGCGAACGGCAACGGGGGAGGCGCCGAGGUGUGGGCGGACAGCGUGAAGAAGAAGCGCAAGCGCAAGAUGAACAAGCACAAGCUCCGCAAGCUCCGGAAGCGCCUCCGCCGCCAGACAUAGGUCGGGCCGCCGCCGCCUCACGUGUGCUCAAGGAUUUUACUUGCAAGCAAGCACUCGCCACCGCUCCCUGACUGGAUACAGGCUGAUUAUUUCUAGCAGUUUUUAUUUGAUUACAGGAGGAGCUGGUUGAAUACCAGCCUGUAAUUGUUGGCACUGGGUAUCCAUCUAUCAAGACUAAAUGAAAAUGAGCCCCAGGAAGCAGUGGUUUAUUCAUGAAUUUCUGGCCAAUAAACCUUUAAAUGAUUAAAUACUGGUGGUAUUUUGCCCUUUUCUUUUGUUCUUUUCCUAAAAGGAUGGUAUGACCCCUAUAUACUCAGUCAGAUUGUGGAUUCGUGGUGUCUCUGGAAACAUUCAUCAAUUGGUUGAGAGCUAUACAGUUUUCCUGCAAUCCUGCUCCUUCUAAAUGAGCAGUUAUGCCUGGUUAUUCCAAUUUUGUUAACGGUACUUGCAAACCAUUUCAGAAGAUAUACUGUGAACCUGGAUCUGUUCUUCUCGCAUGUGCUCGUGAAUGCGAGAAUGUCAUAUAAAUGGUAUCUCUUGGGUCCUGGCUAGUUUCUUCGAUAUCGUGUAUGUUGUGUGCUAGCUGCUCUAUGCUGUAACAGUUAGUUCUGUGAUGUGAACAAGACGUGGUUUUCAGAUAUAAGAUGGAAUUUCAUUCUUUAA